AAGAGAAAAAGGUUUUGAAGAGAGAGAGAGGAGAAUAAUGUAGAGGGGAAUUAAAAAUUUAGCUAUAAAUAUAAAGGUUUUGCAGUUCUGUUGGCACAGAAAAGCAAGAGACAAAAUAUACAGUAGAGAGAGAACAGCUCUUCCAGCGAAGGUAAGAGAGUAGAGGAGCAGAAAGAGAAAAGUCUUUCACUAAAAUACUAGAAAAGAUGUCUGUUUUGUUGGGUUGAAUCCCUUCACUCUGUUCUGGCCAUCACCAUCAUUGUGCAUCUCAAUGACUGUGGAGAACCAAAGAGGUAGUGUGGUGGGUGAAGAUUUGCACCAGGACAGGUUCCCGGCGGGUAUGCGUGUUCUUGCUGUGGAUGACGAUCGAAUUUGCCUAAAACUGUUGGACACCCUGCUUCGAAAAUGCCAGUAUCAGGUUACAACGACCAAUCAGGCUGUUACGGCAUUGAAAAUGUUGAGGGAGAACAGAAACAAGUUUGACCUGGUUAUCAGUGACGUGAAUAUGCCAGACAUGGAUGGUUUUAAGCUCCUUGAGCUUGUGGGGCUUGAAAUGGACCUCCCUGUCAUUAUGUUGUCAGCCCAUAGUGAUACUGAGCUUGUGAUGAAGGGGGUUACCCAUGGUGCAUGCGACUAUUUGUUGAAACCUGUUCGAAUUGAAGAGCUUAAAAACAUAUGGCAACAUGUGAUAAGAAGAAAGAACUUUGACUCCAUGGUUUUAAACAAGUCCCUGAAUGAAGACAAAGCUUGCGAUGGUACCGGAGACGGUAGACUAGGGGUCAUAUCAACAGGUAGUGCAGAUCAGGAUGGAAAACUCUGUAGGAAGCGGAAGGAACAAAAUGAAGACGAGAAAGAAGAUGAUGAAGAAAAUGAACAAGAGAAUGAAGAUGCGUCAAAUCAGAAGAAGCCUCGGGUAGUUUGGUCUGUAGAGCUGCACAGAAACUUUGUUGCAGCUGUAAAUCAAUUAGGGUGCGAAAAGGCUGUUCCUAAGAAAAUUCUUGAUCUAAUGAAUGUUGAAGGACUUACAAGGGAAAAUGUGGCAAGCCAUCUGCAGAAAUAUAGGCUCUACCUGAAAAGAAUCAACAGAGACGCAGCACAGCAAGCUAGCAUGGUUGCUGCAUUGGGUGGUGCAGAUUCCUCGUACAUGCGGAUGGGUUCACUAGAUGGAUUCGGAGAGUUUCGCUCCUUGGAUGGAUCUGGAAGGCUCUCAAGCUCAGCUCUAUCAUCAUAUAGACCAGAGGGGAUGCUUGGUAGACUAAACUCCCAUGCCAGUUUGGCACUUCGUGGAAUUACUUCUUCUGGACUUGUACAAGCGAGUGGUCAAAACUUGAGCAGCUCCAUCAAUACUCUUGGGAAGAUCCAACCAACUCCAUUACCUUCAAAUCAAAGUGCAAGUCUAUUUCAAGGAAUUCCGACAUUAGAGUUGACUCAAUUGCAACAGAGCAAGUGCACUUCCUCCACUGGAGAUUUCAGUCCCAUCAAGGAUUCAAGAGGUUUUACAGCUGUCACUAAGAACUACUCCGACACCAGAGUGACUGUUGGUAGCUCAACUGGUUUAUUGCCCGGUGCCUCAGGCAAUCCUUUGGUGUUACAAGGGAAUCCACAAUUACCGGAUGAUAGGGGAGCAUUUGUAAAUCAAUCUUCCCUUGGAGUGGCUUCAGAGACUCCAGACACUUUUGACAUUGGCAGCAGAGGUUGUUCUAAUUUUUUGGAUCAUAAUCGCAGUAAUGAAAGCUGGCAGAAUGCAAUUCAGUUAUCCAGAUUUUCAUCAAAUUCUCUACCAUUGAGUGAGCCUUUUAAUCACAAUCAAUUUCCUUCUAAUAACUUUGUUAUAUCUUCUACUGGCCCUUGUACUGCAAAAUGCCCAAUUGAUUUUUCUUCAACAAGUGCAGUUUCAGCUCCUCUAGGGGAUUCAAGAGGAGAUGCACACUGUCAAGAAGGCUUGAUGGGUAAUGUUGUACAGGACAUGAAUUACACAUUGAAGCAAAGAUGGGAAGAACAGAAACAGGGUUGCAAUCAAAACUUGAACCACACUGUCAAUACCAUAAAUUCUGUGGUUUCUGUCCAUGGUAUAAUAAGUCCCUUGGGCCACUGUUUGGACCAAAAUAAUGCAAUCUGCUGCAAGAGUUCUGAUGUGCCUUUGAUUUCCCAAUUGCAUGGUGGUGCUUUAUUUAUUGGUCCACACGGUGAGGUUGAGACAUCUGCUCUGGACUCAAAGAUGAUGAUCAAUGAGAACUACCUCUUGGAGCAAACAAAGUCACAGAAUGGUUUCAUUCAAAACAAUUAUGAUUCUUUGGAAGAUAUAGUGAAUGCAGUGAUGAAACAGGAACAUAAUCAGACAAUGUUGAGUGAUGGGGAAUUCGGAUUUGAUGCUUACUCUCUUGGGGCGUGUAUGUGAGACUUCCGAUUCUUAGAGAAUUGAAGAGUAUCAUCAUCAUAAAUUUAUUCCUCAAAGAGGAGAUUGUAGCUUCAUCUAUUUCCUUUAUCCUUUUUUGUGUUGACUUUUUAAAGUUCUCUCUUUGGUACUGAAUGCUAUUUUAUGGUUUCAAUUGAUAACAUCAGACUUUUUUCAUUAA
Carya illinoinensis is the source of this 2576-nucleotide messenger RNA. RefSeq names its product two-component response regulator ARR12-like. Gene Ontology annotation, molecular function: DNA binding; DNA-binding transcription factor activity. The record is from RefSeq and is a predicted model, not a curated record. Gene Ontology annotation, biological process: cytokinin-activated signaling pathway; phosphorelay signal transduction system. Lineage: Eukaryota; Viridiplantae; Streptophyta; Magnoliopsida; Fagales; Juglandaceae. The coding region runs from base 272 to 2398 and encodes 708 amino acids. The transcript is spliced from 7 exons.